AUGUACGGUCUUUCUUUACCACAGGGUCAGCCAGUCUGGUGGAGUGUAACUUUGCAAAGACCAGCAUUUAUCAGCAAAAUCUGGAUCAUUAAUAGGCCGGGGUGCUGCCUUGCAGAAAUGACCAAGCAUAAUGUCAUUUUAAGGAACCAUUUGGAAACCGUAAAAGCAAACUGUAAAGUUUACUCCUGGAAGGAAAGACAAAAAACACUGAUGAUCUGUGAACCGUCAAUUUCUACUUCAAAUGUUACUAUUUAUGAAAACAGUGUGGGCGAACUAAGGCUGUGCGAGGUGAUGAUAACGGCAAUAGGUGAGAAAUGUAAACGUUUUUUUUUUUGCUCCAAUCACAUGGAUAAUAAUUAAGAUUAACCCUACAUCAACCCUGAUGUGAACAGAAGAAAUGAUACGCACACGAAAGAUUGCCACUAUUUCUUAUGAGCAUUGCUUCUAAAAAGCGCGUUUUUGACUCUCUUGGUAUUAACAAGAUAUUCGACCAUUAUUAAAUACACAGAAAGCGAAAAGAGUCUUCAUGGCGUUCUUCAAGAACUUUGGUACAAUAUUCCUUCUGGUACAAUAGCGAGGUUGCGAGCACACAACAGGCUUCCUACCACUGAUCCAGAUGUUGUGAACAUUCUCCGACAGUUUGACUCUCCCUCCAAUUUCCAUACAAAAUACGGACAACGUCUGACAGGGUAUUUGCAGGUACAUAGUUCUAAUAUUAUUUUUUCCCGUAAGUGGUCUCAUAUUAUGCUCAUAAAUAAGAACUUAGGUGUUGUACAAAAAGAGGUACUGACUUUCGACCAAGAAUCCUCCUUAACCCUCGGACGUACACGCAAAUUCAUACCCCCUACCGUGGCACAAGGGGGGGGGGAGGGUGGAUGGAACCCCUCCCCGGAGUUUUUGAUAUAUUGCAGUAUUUCGAAACGAUUUUGCCUUCAGUGGAAAGCCUUUGAUCUUCUUAACAAGCUGAGGUAUAUUUUAAGGGUGGUAGCGCCGCUGGAGGCCUGUGACGUCAUUAACAAUGGUCGCCAUCUUGGAUUUGACCAAGAAUUAGAAAUCAGGUUAAAACUGCGAGAAAGGGUAAUGUUUUUAGCUUUACAUGAAAAAUAACACAUAAAUAAGCAUUUUGCAUAAUUUUAGAAUUACUAUUCUUGUUGAAAGAAGUGGAAAAACAUGUAUUUUCACCCAAAAAUGGCUUGAGCACUUCUACUUAUGACGUCAUAUCUCGUAGCCAUAGCAACUGACCACGAAACCGGUUUCAAAAUGUGCGCGAGGGAUGAACAAACAGCUACUGAAAACAUCCGUACCUGAUGUUUUAUCCUUUAGGAAAAAACUCAGAAAAACCUUACGGGGCGUGAGUGGAGGGUGACAUCCACCCUCCCCCCCUCCCCUUGUACGUCUGAGGAUUAAAGGAUUGUACGGAUCUUUUUUAAUUUCUGCUUCGAUCUUUUUUCGUCAACCCAAAUAUCUCUUUCCUUUUAAUAUUUCCUUUUCAAUGUAAAAUAUGCCCGUUUCUGACAUCCCUUGAGCAUUCAGUGACAGGUAGUAACGCAUACCACUCAUGUCACUUAUUUCAUUUUUCUUUUGUCUUGCGUAAGGUACCUGAAAGCGGUAACUACACCUUCUUCGUCGCACGCGAUGACAAUUGCGAGCUUUGGCUACAACCAGAGAGGGUAGAGCUCGUUGAAAAAAUAAAGGACGACAAAGCAUCCCACAAACUACUCUUGAUAAAAGUGGACUUUCGGACAGACCACAAUCAAUGGGACAAGUAAGAAUACAUUGUCAUUUGAUAAAAAGGUUAUGUUCUCCUGAAAACUAAACGGCUCUUCGUCGUAAAGCCCUUAAUCGCCUUUAUACUGCGAUCCGUGUAAAGGUGCUUAUCUAUUGAGCGUAAAAAACAAUUCGACUUUGGCUGAAUUAAAACGAAUCAAAGUUUGGUUUUACUUUUUGAAAAUUAGACAUAAUACAGCUUAUAAAUCACUAACCGAGGGAAAGACCAGAGGAACAUUUUAUUUGUUUUGCCUUAACAAAACACACUAAUUAAACGUUUGAAUUUAGUCCCUUAGGACAAACGGUUUUUCCUAGAUAUCCUAAAACCAUCAUUCUCAUGAGAAUGAACUUUCGCUUUGAAAAGUCAAACAGUGAGUCGUUUUAUGUUAUGUUUUAUGAAUCACGUUUUUAUUAAUUUUUUUAUUGGUAAAAUUAUCAUCCUUACCCUUUUUUGUGUACGUUUCUCUAGAUUUCCCUCUCUCCAGGCAUCCAAAGAAAUCUGGUUAAAGAAAUGCCAGUUGUACUCUGUGGAGGUACUAAUAAAACAAUCUGGAGGAAGUGAUUGUGCCUCCGUAGGAAUGAAACUACCAAAUGGGACAUACAAAGGCCCAAUAACUGCGGCUCACUUAUUUUGGGUGAAGCCAGGUAAAUAA
Molecule: messenger RNA, 2420 nt
Organism: Porites evermanni
Lineage: Eukaryota; Metazoa; Cnidaria; Anthozoa; Scleractinia; Poritidae
Source: the annotation of a GenBank genome assembly